Molecule: messenger RNA, 430 nt
Organism: Euleptes europaea (tarantolino)
Lineage: Eukaryota; Metazoa; Chordata; Lepidosauria; Squamata; Sphaerodactylidae
Gene: ENSA
Product: endosulfine alpha
Exons: 3
Coding region: 34-390 (118 amino acids)
Cellular component (GO): cytoplasm
Molecular function (GO): protein phosphatase inhibitor activity
Source: RefSeq, a predicted model, not a curated record
UCUGUCCGCGCCCCCCCUCCCUUCCUCCCCGCCAUGUCGGAGACGCUCAGCGGCGACAGCCGCUCGGACGAGACCGGCGAAGAGAAACAGGAUACGCAAGAGAAGGAAGCGGUCAUCCCAGAGAGAGCCGAAGAGGCCAAACUGAAGGCUAAGUACCCCAGCCUCGGACUUCAGAAGCCUGGAGGGUCCGACUUCUUAAUGAAGAGGCUCCAGAAAGGGCAAAAGUACUUUGACUCUGGGGACUACAACAUGGCCAAAGCGAAGAUCAAGAACAAACAGCUGCCGACGGCGGGAGCGGACAAGAACCUGGUGACCGGCGACCACAUCCCGACGCCGCAAGAUCUCCCACAGAGAAAAUCCUCGCUCGUAACCAGCAAGCUCGCAGGGUAACCUGCACUCCCCAUGGGGUUUCCGUUUUGUUUUGAUUUGG